CUAAAGGAGUUGUGCUAUAGAUUGUUUAUAUUGUGUUAGUUAACAAAAUACUACAACAGUUGUAAUAUUAUUAUAAAUACAAAUCAUGGAAGAAAGUGAUAAACAAAAAAUUCAAAGCGACGACUUGAAGAAAUGUGGUGAAAUCACCACCCUGUUGUCAGUUGGCAAAAAGGAGUUUUUUCUCAAUUGUGGCCUUUGUGACUACACUUUCAUCAAAUUAGAAAAUUUCAUUAGCCACAUGUGUGAAGAUCAUAUAGUUUAUUUUACUGGCCCUAAAAUAGAAGAAAGCCAAUUGUCUUUAGAUUUUCAAGAGGAAAUGGAUGAUGGAGAUAUUCACACCCAGUCGCCAUAUUCGGUAGAGGAAAGCGAUGAUAGUAAUUCCAAUUUAAGAGACUUCGAAAGAGUUGAAAUAGAAUUGGAUGACAGCAAAAUGAGUGAAUCACUGGAUGUAAAAGAAGUGUUUGUGGAUAGAUUUAUGAGCGAAGAGAGUGAGGAGAGUUUAACUGAUAAUAAUGUGCCCAAUAACCGUGACGCUGAACUUUCCGAAAUAGUUGACAAUUCCGAUGACGACGUGGAAUUUACGACUUGUUUAAAGGCCCUAGGACUUGGAAAAAUGUUUGAUAAAAAUAUGAUACUUGCAAUAUUUGCAAACUAUGAGAAACGACCUGUACUGUGGGAUGCAGACCUUCAAUUACCAAGGUAUAAUAGGAAAAAGGAAAAAGAGAUAAAGAGUAUAGCAGAAGAAGUGGGAAUUCCAACUGAAUGGGAUACCAUCCGAAAAUUAAUUGGAAAAUUAAGUACCAGGCUUCGAACAGAAAUGGUGCGAAAAAAAAUCUACAAUUCAAAAGGGAAAACAUACUCUCCUGCUUGGUAUUCAGAUUUAAAUACUUUUUUAAAGCCGAGGAGACAAAAUGUGCGGGCAGAACCGAAACCGAAACCGAAAAAAUUCACAGCACCCGAAAGCAUUUUAAAUGAAGAACAAUGUGUGAUAUUAGCUGGAAUUUACAAGGCAUGUCCAAGCCUUUGGGAUGAAACAGAUAUAACUUAUAGGUUUAGUAAUAGAAGACGAGAAGCGUUAAAAAAUAUGUACGAUGAAUUUAUUAAAAAAACUGGGCUAAGUCUAACGCAAAGUGAUUUGGAUUUGGAAAUUUCGCGUCUUCGGAAAAUAUGCUCUUUUGAAAAGAGACAAAAGUUGAUGUGCAAACGACAAAAUUUGGUUUAUAAACCAAGAUGUCAAUAUUACGAACAUCUUGCAUACCUCGAAGUAGACGUUACCCCUUAUGAGUGUGCAAUAUGUGGAAAAUUACUUGCAGGCCCAAGCCAGUACAAAGUCCAUUUAGCAUCGCAUGAUGGUUCUCUACCAUUUAAGUGUCAUGUCUGUGGACAUGGUUUUAAGCUGACGACUAAUUUAACUGUACAUUUACGGCGACAUGUCCAAGACUACAUGUACAGCUGUAAGAUAUGCAACAAGACCUGCGCAACAACUACCGAUUUAAAGGCGCAUAUGCGUUACCACACCGGUGAAAAGCCCUAUGUUUGUGAGAUUUGUGGCAAAAAAUUUCGUUCGCUGUCAGAAUUUAGAGUGCAUAUGCAACGUCACGAGAAACGACCGCGACACAAGUGCGAAAUUUGCUCAAAAACAUUUUAUAGGAAAUCAUUGGUAACAGAACAUAUGAGUGUUCACAUAAAAAUAAGAGACAAGAUAUGCAAUAUAUGCAAUAAAGGAUUCACAAGCUCUAAACAUUUACGACAACACAAACAGAUUCACGCCGAUGAAAAGAGAUAUGAAUGUAAAAUUUGUGGUAAACGUUUUGCGCAAUAUGCUGGACUCAGUGGGCAUGUUAAGUCACAUGGCACAACAUUAAUUGAGAUAAGCUCCAAGAGUGUUGGAUUAGUUAAGGAAAAUAAUUAAUUGUACAUUAUUACUUUACUUACAUACAUAUACAAAUAAACAAAAUUUAAUUUAAUACUAA
Molecule: messenger RNA, 1973 nt
Organism: Anastrepha obliqua
Lineage: Eukaryota; Metazoa; Arthropoda; Insecta; Diptera; Tephritidae
Product: zinc finger protein 829-like
Exons: 5
Coding region: 86-1912 (608 amino acids)
Biological process (GO): regulation of transcription by RNA polymerase II
Cellular component (GO): nucleus
Molecular function (GO): RNA polymerase II cis-regulatory region sequence-specific DNA binding; DNA-binding transcription factor activity, RNA polymerase II-specific
Source: RefSeq, a predicted model, not a curated record